Molecule: messenger RNA, 1098 nt
Organism: Talaromyces marneffei
Lineage: Eukaryota; Fungi; Ascomycota; Eurotiomycetes; Eurotiales; Trichocomaceae
Exons: 1
Coding region: 1-1098 (365 amino acids)
Biological process (GO): nucleoside metabolic process
Molecular function (GO): catalytic activity
Source: RefSeq, a predicted model, not a curated record
AUGAACCCAUCAACUCUGCAUCUCACUCAUGAUGACUAUACGGUAGCCUGUAUCUGUCCGAUGGGUGUCGAGCAAGCGCCCGUUGAGGCAUUGCUAGACGAAAUACACCCUAGCCUUCCCACCAGCCUCGACAAGAAUAGCUACACAUUGGGACGCAUGGGAAUACACAACGUGGUCAUUGCCAGUAUGCCAGAUAUUGGGAACAACAGUGCCGCCUCAGUAGCUAACCAGCUGUUGAACGAUUUUCGGUCUGUCCGCUUCAGUCUGCUUAUCGGCGUUGGGGGUGGGGUCCCCAAUGUGAGAAAUGGUAUCGACAUUCGCCUUGGUGAUGUGGUAGUCAGUAAACCCUCGGGGUUAUUUGGUGGGGUGGUGCAGUUUGACCGAGGAAAGACUCUCACGAACGAUCGAUUCGAACGGACGGGAGUGCUAGAUAGGCCACCAAAUAUACUCCUAGCAACAGUGGCGAGGCUUGAGGCACUCCAUCUAAGGGUGGAUAGUGAGAUUCCAAACCAUCUCCAAGAGAUGAUUCAGAAGUAUCCAAGAAUGAAAAGGGGGAACUAUAUCUACCAGGGAUCGGAAAAUGAUCGACUCUUCCAGGCAACAUAUGAACACACUGGUGGACAGGAUUGCGAGCGUUGUGAUUCGGCAAAAGUGCUCGUGCGUGAGCCCCGGCCGGAUAUCAACCCAGUAAUUCAUUAUGGAACUAUUGGAUCAUCGAAUACGGUUAUAAAGGAUGCUCAAACGAGGGAUGAGCUAAGGAAUACCCUGAACAUCCAGUGUCUAGAGAUGGAGGCAGCCGGGUUGAUGGAAUCUUUUCCGUGUCUUGUAGUUCGCGGCAUCUGCGAUUAUGCGGAUUCACACAAGAACAAAAGAUGGCAGCCAUAUGCUGCGGCGGUGGCAGCUGCGUAUGCAAAGGAGCUGCUUUCCCUUGUACCAGCAUUCGAUAGAGCGUCACGGGUGAGGACAGAAACCAACUCUUUUCCAGUACGAGGUCAUAAAAUGAUAGAAAUGGGAAAUGUCGGGAAUUUUGUGAAUGGAUAUGUGUCUGGGGAUAUGGUUGGGGGAGACAAAUUCAAUGGGGACAAAAUAAUGAGGUGA